Molecule: messenger RNA, 654 nt
Organism: Rotaria sordida
Lineage: Eukaryota; Metazoa; Rotifera; Eurotatoria; Philodinida; Philodinidae
Source: the annotation of a GenBank genome assembly
AUGGGUGGUCGUAGUUCGAAAAAACUGUUUACUGAAUGGGAUUUGGUUCAAUUCAGUAAUGUUACUGGUGUUCCUCUAUCGAUGGUCGAAAAAAUCUAUAAAGAUUUUCUUACUGUCACAGGAGACGACAAUAAAAUAGACAAGAAAGAAUUUCGCCGUCUAUUCAAGAAAAUGUACGUAAAUAGUGAACCAAGUAGUCUUCCCAGUGGUCUACCACCAUUAUACACUGAACACGAGUUGAAUAAGAUGUCGGAUCAUGUAUUUGAAACUUAUGAUUAUGAAGAAACAGGAAAGCUGACAUUCGAAGAAUUUGCUGAAGCUUAUCUAAUGCUCACUCAUUAUCCAAGUAUAUCGAUAAAUGGCGUUACAUUUCGUGAUCGAUUUAAUUAUAUUUUGGAUCAAGACAAUUCAACACCUGGUUUUAUCACACGUGAACACGGUGAACGAGUGUUCAAUCGUCUCAAUAGAUAUAAUAAUUGGGUAAAUUCGAAGGCAACAACAUCGACUGACUCGUCGAAGCCAAUGGCUACUAAUUGGGAAUCUCAUUGGAACAAGCUUGAUAAUGGUGGUGGUCUUGUGCCGAAAGAGAAAUUUGUCGACUAUAUCACUACUUCGAAUGAUUAUAAACAUCAUUUCGAUCCUGCCACAAUUUGA